AUGAAUAUGAAUACAGGCCAAUAUCACCAUCGGCCUCAGAUGGCUGGCUUGCUUGCCGACGAAUUUCAGUAUGGCGACUAUGACAGUGAUUUGGAUACCUCAGCCCAAGCUUCUCAAUCUAACUUCUCCUUCGACGGCCUCCCUCGAGCCUCAUCCCAACAUCUCAUGAAUAGCCCUUCCUCCUCCUCCAACAUUCUAUCCACCUACAGCAACCUUCUCCAGCCGAUCCCCAUGUCUCAAACUUCCGUUUCCUGGACGGACGCGAUGCAGAGCCCUGGAGGUUUCCAGGAUCAAAAUAACAGCUUCUACCCCGGGUACUCAGCCUCAAACCUCCCCCUCAACGGGCACCACGGCAACUUCUCCCGAGGCCCAGCGUACCAGCAGCCUCGCUACAUACCAAACAUGUACGGUCUCAGCGACAACGACAACGCCAUGGCUCUCGACGAGAGCUACGCAGCGCCCUCCGCCUACAUCCUCGACUCUAAGCGGAGCGCCAUGCAGCACUCUCCAGUCAUGACCUCCCCCUUCGACAACCAGCACAUGAACAAUGCCCGCGACUUCCAACGAAUGAGCAUCUCCCACAGUCCCGUGCCCAAGAUGGAGGAGCUUGAUGAGUCCCAACUCGACUUCUCGUCUUUCGAGACGGCGCCUCCCUUCAGCCUGCCUCCAAGCGAGACUUCGGACGAGGGCAACACCUCGCGUGAGAUGACGGCCGCGGACGUGGAGGAUCACAACGACUUCUGCGAACAGAACCCCGAGGAGCCUUACGCGAAGCUCAUCCACCGCGCCCUGAUGAGCGUGCCGAGCAAAUCCAUGGUUCUGCAGGAGAUCUACCAGUGGUUCCGGGACAACACGCAGAAGGGCGGUACGUGCAGCAAAGGAUGGAUGAACAGCAUCCGCCACAACCUGUCCAUGAACGCUGCAUUCAAGAAAACCGAGCGCAAAACCCCCGACAACGACAGCAAGAAGUCCACGGAAUGGGUCCUCGAGGAGUUCGCCAUCCGAGACGGCGUGCAGUCCACGACCCGGUACCGCAAGGGCACCAGCAGCAAGAAGUCCUCCCGGAACGAAACGCCGUCGCUCGCGCGUGUCGUCUCCGGCCGCAGAGGCGGCAUCUCCACCAAGCAGGCCAAGCAGCAGCAGCAGCAGCAGCGCCAGCAACGUGCCAAGGACGAUCAGCGACGAGACUUCUCGCGCUCAAGCCAGCGCGGCGACAGCAUGAGGAUGCGCCGCCCUCAGUACCAACAGCAGCAGCAUGACUCGCCAUCCCACAUCAUCCAAAGCUCGCAGCAGCAGCGUCAACGAUCGCCCCUGACGCCACCCAGCGCGGUGGAUUUCUUCGCCCCAUCGGCGGCGGCGGCGACUACAUCCCCAUACUUCUUCGGGGGGAUGAAGGUGGAGCAGGAGAGCAGCCCUUACGACGACAUGCACCAGCUCUACCGGCUGGACGACGUCCAGGGCUGCGUCGAGGACAGCCCGCUCUUCAGCAGCAACGGCGAUGGCGGCGAUGUCCAUUUCCACACCGGCCCGUCCAUGUCCAGCAGCCAGCAAUACUGA
Messenger RNA from Drepanopeziza brunnea f. sp. 'multigermtubi' MB_m1, 1557 nucleotides. RefSeq lists its product as uncharacterized. The record is from RefSeq and is a predicted model, not a curated record. Gene Ontology annotation, molecular function: RNA polymerase II cis-regulatory region sequence-specific DNA binding; DNA-binding transcription factor activity, RNA polymerase II-specific. Lineage: Eukaryota; Fungi; Ascomycota; Leotiomycetes; Helotiales; Drepanopezizaceae. Gene Ontology annotation, cellular component: nucleus. Gene Ontology annotation, biological process: regulation of transcription by RNA polymerase II.